This is a messenger RNA of Colletotrichum abscissum, 402 nucleotides long. RefSeq lists its product as uncharacterized. The transcript has 2 exons. The record is from RefSeq and is a predicted model, not a curated record. Lineage: Eukaryota; Fungi; Ascomycota; Sordariomycetes; Glomerellales; Glomerellaceae. The coding region runs from base 1 to 402 and encodes 133 amino acids.
AUGUGCACCUACACCUACACCCUGCACACGGCCUGCAUGCACAAGCAGUACCAGAACAUGAUGGAAUGCGUCCGCACCCGCACCGGCGACAGCACCACCCGAUUCGGCACCUACAGGACCCUCCACGGCGAGCUCACCCUCAACAGGCCCGUCCACCUGCCCGAGGAGGAGCCCUUUGACAUUCCGCUCCGGGAGUGUCGCGCUCGGCCCCGGUUCGCUACCCGCCCUGUGUCUGGGCUUUGUGUUGCUUGUAAGAGGGCAGAGAAAGAGAAGCGGGCUGCUGAGGCUUUGAAAGCUGAGCGAUUAGCGGGGGUUGCUGACAUGCCGGCGGGUGUGAGAAACAGCAUCAUGGGGUUGGAGACGCUGGUUGCUGCCACCAAGAGGAUGGAUCUGGAGGAUUGA